AUGUCAAGGCGUCGCACAUACACCAGUGAGGAGGCAUAUGCCUUCUUGGCAUCUUCCUCAGGCUCAGACAGUGGGAAAGAGUUGCUUUAUUUGCCCUCUUCUUCUUCCUCGUCCUCUACUGAUUCUGACGAGGAACCUCCCCGCUGCCAUCCUAGGCAUAGUACUGAGCCAGGUCCUAGUACCAGUACUGACCAAGGUCCUAGUGCCACCUCUGAGUGGGCUUUGGCUUCUAACUUUGUACCCCAUUUGCCUGAGUUUGUGGCGACUGCAGGCAUUCAUGUUGACACCACGGGGUUAAAAGAAGCGGAUUUUUUUCAGCUCUUCUUUUCAGAAGAGUUGAUAAGCAUGAUUGUGGAGGAAACAAACCGGUAUGGCGAGCAAUUUAUUGCGGCCCAUCCACAGGCAUAUCAUGCCAGGCCUUACCAGUGGAUGCCAACCAAUACACUCGAGCUCAAAAAAUUUUUAGCCCUUUUUUUUAACAUGGGCAUAAUUAAAAAGCCCACCAUUCGUUCAUAUUGGAGUAUGGAUUUGGUUUACCAUACUCCAUUAUACCAUUCUGUCAUGCCAAGGGCUCAUUUUGAAGUCCUCCUCAAAUUCUUGCAUUAUGCCAAUACUGAAAAUUGCGCACUCCCCAGUGAUCCAAAUUUUGAUCGUAUAUAUAAAAUUCUGCCCCUUAUUAACUAUUUGAACCAAACAUUUUCUAAAACUUACACCUCAGAAAAAGAGGUUGCAGUGGACGAGUCUCUUGUGCACUACAAGGGAAAGUUGCACUUUAGGCAAUACCUGCCUAACAAACGAGCCAGGUAUGGGGUAAAACUAUAUAAAUUGUGCGAAAGCGCAACCGGCUAUACGCACAAAUUCAGAGUCUAUGAGGGGAAAGACUCAGAAAUUGAUCCCCCAGAGUGUCCCCCUGUACUAAAAACCACAGAAAAAAUAGUAUGGGAUCUAGUUCACCCCCUUCUAGAUCAAGGGUAUAACAUCUACCUUGAUAAUUUUUAUACCAGCGUCCCAUUACUAAGAUGCCUGCUUGCCAAGGGUACUAAUGCCUGUGGUACCAUUAGGGAAAACCACAGGGAUCUGCCUAAAAUUUUUGUACGGCAAAAAUUGAAGAAGGGGGAAAGCAAGGCUGUGUGCAAGGACAACAUGAUGCUUGUAAAGUACCGGGACAAGCAUGACGUCCUUGUACUUACCACCAUACACCCAGACAGAUCCACCCCUGUCCAAGUCCGUGGUACCAUAGAUAGAGCCCCUAAACCUGUAUGUAUCCAGGACUAUAAUAAGUUCAUGGGAGGGGUGGAUCUGUCUGAUCAGGUCUUGCAGCCGUACACUGCCCUUCGCAAAACUCGGGCCUGGUAUAAGAAAUUGGCACUGCACCUCCUCCAAAUUGCUAUGUACAAUGCAUUUGUGCUGUACAAAUGUGCAGGAAAUACAGGCACAUACCUGCAAUUUCAAGAAAAUGUCAUCAAGACCUUUUUGUUUGGGGAUCAGGAGGGGGAGGGAAGCAGAGCCACAGGAUCCGAGAACAGAAUUGCACCAGGACAACAUUUUCCUGGGGUAGUUCCCUGUAGAGAAUAG
Hyla sarda is the source of this 1575-nucleotide messenger RNA. RefSeq names its product piggyBac transposable element-derived protein 4-like. Bases 1 to 1575 code for a protein of 524 amino acids. NCBI's taxonomy places the organism in Eukaryota, Metazoa, Chordata, Amphibia, Anura, Hylidae. The record is from RefSeq and is a predicted model, not a curated record. The transcript has a single exon.